UGCAGCACAUUCGAAAAAUGACGUACUGCCACCAAUUUCUGAGCAAUCUCUCCUCGUUGACCCGAUUUCGUCUUCACACCGGCAACGUUAAUGGAUACACACAAUUGAAGGUUCGUCGAUUUGAAACUUCUGCGGAGGAACUGGCGGCUUGUCUCGAUCUUCAAUUGAGCUCCAAUCCUAUCGCUGACGACUUCAAGGAAAACAGCUGCUUGUUGCUCUGUGAUAAUGACCAUAUCGACAAUUACGAGAGAGAUGAGAUCAAAAUCACCAUGAAGGUUUUCCUGUCGGCUUGGGAUGUUCAGCAAAUUGAUCAAGCCGUGACAAGUCUGAAAGAGCAGCUGAAAACGAAGGAUAUUGAGGUUCUCAUUUUGUCAUUCCCUGAACUUGACCUCAUCGACGGCGAAUCCGAAGAGGACGAGAACAAUCGAUGGUUUGAGAAGGUGAAGCCUUUGUACACCUACAUGGAGAAGCUCGUCGAGACAUCCGAGAUCGCGUCAAUUGGAGUUUCCGAUUUCUCUGCUCGUCAACUUAAAACAAUUAUCGACCAUUUCGACGUGAAGCCGAGUAUCAACCACGUUAGAUUGGAUGGAUGCUGUCAAGUUCCUCCAGAGCUGCAAGCACUGGCGAAUGAUAAUGAUGUGCAGCUUCUAGUUCACAACGAUCCAACUCCAUUCCCAACAAAUAAUAUUUUCAAGACUUUCUGUGAGAUCGACAGUGGAUCCCAGAAAGCCGUUUGCAGCCCGCUCUUCGAAACGACAUGGCUCUCCCGAUACUCAGUUUGGGUGCGAAAGCGUUCGAUUAUGACUUCGAAAGGAUAUAUUGUACAAUUCUUCAGAAAACAUGACUAAUUCAUUGAGAUCUUUGUUUAAUCUAUUUAUUCAUUCAUUGUGAUAUUUUUAAGUGAACCGUUGCCAUAAUAUCUAGUAUAAAUUCAAAGAAACAUUG
This is a messenger RNA of Caenorhabditis elegans, 945 nucleotides long. RefSeq names its product GCS light chain (gene gclm-1). Bases 18 to 848 code for a protein of 276 amino acids. The transcript has 5 exons. The record is from RefSeq and is marked reviewed. Lineage: Eukaryota; Metazoa; Nematoda; Chromadorea; Rhabditida; Rhabditidae. Gene Ontology annotation, molecular function: glutamate-cysteine ligase catalytic subunit binding. Gene Ontology annotation, biological process: glutathione biosynthetic process.